Messenger RNA from Esox lucius (northern pike), 1496 nucleotides. RefSeq names its product heterogeneous nuclear ribonucleoprotein H3 (2H9) (gene hnrnph3). The transcript is spliced from 11 exons. NCBI's taxonomy places the organism in Eukaryota, Metazoa, Chordata, Actinopteri, Esociformes, Esocidae. Gene Ontology annotation, molecular function: RNA binding. Gene Ontology annotation, biological process: regulation of RNA splicing. The record is from RefSeq and is a predicted model, not a curated record. Gene Ontology annotation, cellular component: ribonucleoprotein complex; nucleoplasm. The coding region runs from base 114 to 1295 and encodes 393 amino acids.
AGACGGCCUGGAACGCAACCACGUUAUCUGAGAUGAUGUGUUCUCGCGACAUUGGUACCUGCUGGAAACUGUCACCUGAGACGGACUGAAUCCGGGGACAGGAAUUAGGAAGUAUGUCUGUGAAUGAUGAGGGCUAUGUGGUGAGGAUUCGGGGCUUGCCUUGGUCCUGCACCCAGGAGGAAGUGGCAGGGUUCUUCUCUGAUUGUAACAUUGUCGGGAAAGUGAAUGGAGUGUGCUUUACCUUCUCUAAAGAGGGAAGGCCUAGUGGAGAAGCUUUCGUUGAGCUGAAAACAGCAGAAGACUUUAAAAAUGCCAUAGCGAAGGACAGGAAAUACAUGGGCCAUCGCUACAUUGAAGUGUUCAAGUCAAAUCGUAGCGAGAUGGAUUGGGUGUUGAAGCGCAGCGGGCCUACGGACUACGACAGCUGCAGUGGUUGUAUGCUACGCCUCAGAGGACUGCCCUUUGGCUGCAGUAAGGAGGAGAUAGUGCAGUUCUUUGCAGGGUUGAAAAUCGUGCCAAAUGGGAUAACAUUGCCGAUGGACUACCAGGGGAGGAGCACAGGGGAAGCCUUCGUGCAGUUUGCCUCAAAGGAGAUAGCAGAAAAGGCACUGGGGAAACACAAGGAAAGAAUAGGGCACAGGUAUAUAGAAAUCUUCAAGAGCAGCCGGAAUGAAAUCCGUGCCUACUAUGAGCUUCCCCGGAGGAUGAUGGGGCAAAGGCCCGGUCCUUACGAUAGACCCAUGAUGGGGCGAGGUGGGUUCUUUCCUGGUCCGGGACGAGGGGGAGCUCUUUUGGACCAAAUGCGUGGAGGUGGGGGCUACAGCGGGGGCUACGGUGGAUUUGACAACUACAAUGGUUUCAGUAAUUACUGUUUUGGUAACGGCAUGUUCGACGACCGAAGGGGUGAUCGAGGCAGAGCUAUGGGUGGCCACGGCUACGGCUCUGCAGGUGCUUCCAGCUCCCACAGCGGACACUUUGUACACAUGAGGGGCCUGCCUUUCCGUGCUACUGAGGGAGACAUAGCCAGUUUCUUCUCGCCACUCAGUCCUGUGAGAGUUCACAUCGACGUGGGGCCCAAUGGAAAAUCCACAGGCGAGGCCGAUGUCGAGUUUGGGUCUCACGAAGACGCCGUUUCAGCUAUGUCCAAGGACAAGAAUCACAUGCAACAUCGAUACAUUGAGCUCUUCUUAAACUCAACUGCUAGUGGAGCGUCCGAAAUGGGCCGUAGCAGUGGUUUCUAUGGUAGUUCAGGAGGCUCUGGCUCAAGAGGGAGUGGAUUGAGGGGCAUGUUCUAAGCAGGCGUAACCACCGUUCUCAACCAGAUGUUGAAGAUUUGUUUUGUAUCUGAAUGUUUUCACAUGUUCACGGAAAGUACCUACUACUUAGAAUAUUUUCCAGUCUCAAAGAGUGGAUUAAAAAAAAUAUAUAUUUGAGCGGUUGCAUAGGCCAACCAGCUAUUGUACAUUUUACUGAAUAAAUUUUAUAUUUAAUUAUCA